Hyaloperonospora brassicae is the source of this 351-nucleotide messenger RNA. NCBI's taxonomy places the organism in Eukaryota, Oomycota, Peronosporomycetes, Peronosporales, Peronosporaceae. The record is from the annotation of a GenBank genome assembly.
AUGCUCCGCGUGAUCCAAGUGCACGACGACACGCUGCGAAUGCUGCGGCGCUUAACCGCUGCCAUGACCUACUGCCUCGACGUGCUGCUCCAGUUUCUCGCCGUGCCGUGGUCCAAGGACCUCCACGACCUCGUGGCCGCGACCAAAAAACACCGCGUGACCACUGCGUCGUAUUUUGCGGACUGCGCGUGCGCAUGGGCGUCUACGACGCCAUGGGGUUCGACAUCGACAGCCAACUCUAACGUGGCCGUAGAAUUCGUCUACACAGGCACAGCCGAAGUGCUCGCGGCCGAAGCGAGCGAGUUGGGCGCCAAUGGGCAGAUCGUCAUGACGCGACGCAUUGCCGAAUGA